Messenger RNA from Hyaloperonospora brassicae, 1818 nucleotides. The record is from the annotation of a GenBank genome assembly. Lineage: Eukaryota; Oomycota; Peronosporomycetes; Peronosporales; Peronosporaceae.
AUGCUGCGCCCUGUGCGACUGGUGUCGGCACUCGGCCUCUUCGUCGUCGUCGUCAUCUUCGUGUCCCGCUCUUGUUCAGCGUCGCCACUCCACGGCGUCGCUCCGUCCGACGAGCAAAAGUUCCUCGGCCGUGACUUCCUCUGCGUCGUGGGUGGGCGGUCUGAAUAUCUGCCAAUCAGCCGCGUGAACGACGACUUCUGCGACUGUGACGCGGGCGACGACGAACCCGGCACGUCUGCCUGCUCCCACGUGGCCACGAGUGCAUUUUACUGUGCAAACAACGGUUUUUUUGCGAAAAAAAUCCACACGUCUCAAGUUCACGAUGGAGUCUGUGACUGCUGCGAUGGAUCGGACGAGGAACGCGACGGCGUCUCAGUCUGUGCGAAUGCGUGUGCAGGGGCUGCAGAAGCGUUCAAGAACGAGGCGAAACAGCGACUCGAAGUGGUGCGCCGCGGGUAUGAGAAGCGUCAAGCGACGGUCGAUGGGGAAAUUGAUUCGUACUUUGAGCAACUCAACGAGUCGCAGACGACCAUUGAGCACGACCUGGCGACGUUGAAGCUGCUGAUGGACAGAGUCACGGUGCACAAGGAGCGCGAGGAGUUGCGGGAAACGAAAUACCGCCUCGAAGUGGCGAGGCGAAAGCAGGAGAAACGAAGUCAUUGUGGAGAUGAGAGCGUCGACAGGAGCAACGAGCAGUCGUUGGACGGAACGGUCGGCAGCGACGAUAUUGGAGCGGUGGAGUUUGAAACACUCGAUGCUGUUCAGCUGGCGGAUGCCGGUAUGCUUAACGACCCAGUAGAAGAUGAACGCGCGCUCGAGGUGUUGGACUCAAGUCAGCAUAUUGUCAAGAGCCUGAUAGAGUUGCCGGACGGCACGAAAGUUUCUGUGGCGGACUACUUGCGCAUGGACCACACUAUCCAACCCUCGACUACAAAGUUGUGGACCCCGCGUUCAGGAGAAGAAACGUGGCGAGAAGCUUUACUAGGACCGCUAAUCAAUGGAGAAGCAGAGAGUCGAAGAAGAGCUGGGCUUGCUGUGCUCCGACUCAUCGGCUUGAUUGUUUCUCCUGUUCGUGUGCUCGUAGAGGUGCUACUGUACAGCCCACGAGUUUUAUUGCGGGUGUUGUCAGCUCCUGACCUGAUUGACAAGUUUUCGAGCGUACCGAAUCCCUUUCGCUCGGCCUGGUUUCGCCGACUCGGUGGAGGCAGUGUCUACAACGGUUAUAGCUCGGCGAUGUGGGCCGCGCAGGUCGUGUGGGAUACACCGACUUAUGCUUAUCACUACCUUUUUCCCACGCUGGAUAGUGACAUGAAGUUGCCGGUAGCAGAAUCAUUGCGGAUCGUGCUUCGGGAGAUACAGUCGGACAUUGCUAAGUUGGAGAAAGAUCGAAGCGACAAGCACGAGACUGCUUCCUUUGACUAUGGCCCGGAUCGUGCGUAUUUUGCGCUGAAGGACAAGUGCAUCGAGAAGCGUAUUGAGAAAUACAGCUACAAGUUCUGCGCAUUCAGUGAUGUCAAGCAGGACCAUACAACUCUUGGUAAGUGGGAUGGCUGGGCAGUUCAUGAUGGCAAUGAAAUGUCGCCCGAUGUUGCGGUAGAUUACACGAGCAUGCGGUACACUAAUGGUCACAGAUGCUACAAGGGCCCCGAGCGGUCCGUGUCAGUGAGCCUCGAGUGUGGUGAUGAAGACACGUUAUUGAGUGUGGAUGAACCUUCUACGUGCGUGUACGUGAUGACUGUUCGCUCUCCAUUGGCUUGCACUGCUCAAGUACUUGCGAAGGCGGAAAAUGAGGUGGCGCUGAUAAAAACGAGGCAUUAA